CAUCAUCCGAUGCAGUUCGCAAUGAUUAAGUUAACCGGUACUUCAUACAAUGCCAAUGAAAAAAUAUGGUCGGGACCCAUAACGAAGAAUUUGUAUAGCGGCGAUAUGACUGUAGGAGAGGCUAUUGUCAUUCAAUUAUUAAAAACUCCCAACAAAGUCAUACAGAUUGUGGAUUCUACAGGCGAAACUUUGACAGCUCAAGAGUUUGUGGAGCAUUCCAUGACUUUGGCCAAAAGCAUGCUGGAAUUGGGUAUCAAAUGCAAGAAUGUGGUAGGAUACUAUGCUCGUCAUUCAAUACACCUGGCCACAGUCAUUCUGGCUUCAUGUCUCUGUGGGACUUCGGUGAGUGGUUUGUAUGCGGAAUUCGAUAAAGAUACCAUUAUUAAUAUAUACGGCAAGACUCGUCCCAGCAUAAUUUUCUGUGAUAAAUUCAAUUUUGAAAAAGCCCAUCACGCCAAUGCGCAAUUAAAUCUGAAUGCGAAACUUGUGCUAAUGACCGGAUCGUUGGAAGGUGUCGCAACCAUAAACGAUUUAUUGACCACAAAGCACCAGUCUAUGAGAUUAUCGGAAUUUCCAUGCACAAACCUCAAAAGCUCUGAUACAGCGGUGAUCUUAUGCUCCUCAGGAACAACGGGCAGCCCAAAAGGCUCAAUGGGCUCACAUGAAACUCUGCUGCACUCCAACUGUUACGCCACAGCCACCAUUGAUUCGGUUCUACUUUCCUUCAGCACAAUGUAUUGGGCCUCAGGACUUUUAAACCUAUUCUCAUCCUUACUGAAUUCUACUCUACGCAUUGUGCCGGACAAACCCUACAGUCCAGAAUAUUUCCUCUAUCUGGUGAAACGUUAUCAAGUCACUCAUGUAUUCGUCAAUUGCACUCAAAUGGCUGAGCUAGUAUUAAAAUUUAGUAAAGAGGAGCUAAAAGAAGGCUUUGAAUCAAUCGACACCAUUUUGUGCGGUGGCUCCAAAGUACCGCAGACAAUACAGGAAAAAUGUCUAGACGCAUUUUCCACAGACAAGUUGCGCCCUGGAUUCUGCAUAGGAUAUGGCAUGUCCGAAAUUGUGGGAAUUCUAUCAUACAAUGGGGGUUAUCCACAUGAGUUUAAACCCCAAACCGAGGGUAAGUUGUGGACCAAUAGACAAGUGUGCAUUGUUGAUGAAAACUACCAGCGUUUGGGACCCAAUGAAACUGGUGAACUAAUGGUGUACAAUUCCCACACAUGGUUGGGUUAUUACAAUGAUCCUGCUACCACUGCAAAGGUGAUGGAUGGCCAAUGGUUGCAUACUGGCGAUAUGGGAUAUUUUGAUGAUUCGGGAUUCUUACAUUUAAUGGGUCGUAAUAAGGAUAUGUUCAAAUGGAAGGGCUUCCAAAUAUGCCCACAACCCAUAGAAGAUGUACUAUUGCGACUCACGGGAGUAGCCGAGGUUUGUGUUUUUCCUAAACCCGAUCUGGUGGCCGGCAAUUUAGCAUCCUGCGCUAUUGUAAGAACAAAAGAUAAUGCGGGAGAAGCACUAACUGCAGAUAUGGUGCAUGCGUUCCUCAACAGCAACUUGGAUAGUUUUUUUGGAAUGAAAGGUGGAGUACAUUUUGUGGAAAGUAUACCGAAAACUUCUACGGGUAAGAUGCAGAGAAACCAAGUUCUUGCAAUGAUAUGUGAGGAAAUAUGAAUAAUUAAACAAAAAAGAAGAUUGUAACAUUUAGUACUUAGAGAGUAAUUAAUAAAAUUUCUUAACAAUCA
Molecule: messenger RNA, 1739 nt
Organism: Stomoxys calcitrans (stable fly)
Lineage: Eukaryota; Metazoa; Arthropoda; Insecta; Diptera; Muscidae
Exons: 3
Coding region: 10-1668 (552 amino acids)
Biological process (GO): long-chain fatty acid metabolic process; fatty-acyl-CoA biosynthetic process
Molecular function (GO): long-chain fatty acid-CoA ligase activity
Source: RefSeq, a predicted model, not a curated record